AUGCAGCCUUCGUCCACCCUGCUCAUCCUCCUCCUCCUCCCCCAGCUCGCCUCACCAGCCUCCCUCCGGCAUCCCAAGACUCUGGCUGACUUGCUGGGUGCUGCCCCAGUCUCCGCCGAUGUCCCCGCGCCCCCCAGGGCCCGCGGCCCCAUGGCGGGAAGCCGCACCCAGCGCGACAGCCCCGAGCCCCCUUCCCUGGACCCGGCCUGGGCCCGUUUCUUCGCUGACUUCAUGAGCUGGCAGAGGAAGUUCUGGGGCCGGACCAGGAAGGUGCCGGCGCUGCAGGGCUGUUUCGGGAUGAAGCUGGACCGAAUCGGGACCCGCAGCGGGCUGGGCUGCUAG
Messenger RNA from Gopherus flavomarginatus (Mexican gopher tortoise), 342 nucleotides. RefSeq names its product C-type natriuretic peptide-like. Lineage: Eukaryota; Metazoa; Chordata; Testudines; Testudinidae. Bases 1 to 342 code for a protein of 113 amino acids. Gene Ontology annotation, molecular function: hormone activity; hormone receptor binding. Gene Ontology annotation, cellular component: extracellular region. The record is from RefSeq and is a predicted model, not a curated record. The transcript is spliced from 2 exons.